UUAGUAAACACAAAAACCAGAGACCAAACCUUUUUGGGGUAAAUUUAAUUCAAUCACCUCUUACCUAUUUUCCCUCAACCCCCACGAUUUCCUUCUCCUUCUCAUCUCAUGCAUUUGACAUUCCCUUGAGAGUUUUCAUCUGUAAACUUGACAGGGAAUGUUAGAAUCCUCCGGAAAAUCAGGAGAAAUGAUGAGAUGUUUGCUUCUCAUUUCCCUGUUGAUCCAUUCAGCAUUGGCCCAGGAUGUAGGGCCGGAGGAGCCUCCUCCAUUAGGCCAGAAAGGAGGGCCAGAUGAGCCGCCUCAAGGGAAGAAAUGGCUGACAUUAAAUGGUAGAGAGCCCCUGAUUGUAGCUCGUGGAGGGCUAUCGGGGCUCUUUCCAGAAUCGAGCAAUUAUGCUAAUAGUAUGGCCAAGUCCCUGAGUUUGAUAGGCACAGCUCUCUACUGCAAUCUACAAUUAACGAAAGAUAGCGUGGGAAUAUGCCUGUCAAACAUUCUGCUUGAUAAUACAACAACAAUAUCUACGGUACACCCUAAUGGCGACAAAACUUACAACGUUAAUGGGAAGGAAGUUCAUGGGUGGUUCGCUUUAGAUUUCACAGCAGAUCAGCUGUCAAAGUUGACAUUGACUCAAAACAUCUUUUCCAGACCAGAUCAAUUUGACGAUGCUUUGCCUAUAUCGACGAUUGAGGAUGUUUUAAAUAGCAAACCUGACCAGUUUUGGUUGCAUGUGCCGUACGAUACAUUUUAUAACGAACACAAAAUCAGUCCAGCGGCAUUUGUACAAAGGCAAAUGAAAGUUGCAGACAUCAAUUUCCUUUCAUCUCCUGAGAUUGGUUUCUUGAAAACUAUCGGUGGAAAAGUGGACAAAUUGAAGACCAAGCUCAUCUUCGAGUUCCUAGGCCCCGAUGAGAUUGAACCCACAACUAAACAAAAGUACGGUGAAUUGCUGAAGAAUCUUGGAAUGAUCAAGUCACUAGCAGCUGGGAUCCUUGUUCCAAAAGAAUUCAUAUACCCUGUUACCCCAAAUAAUUAUUUGGAUGCUCCCACUACUCUGGUGGCAGAUGCUCACAAAGAAGGGGUAGAAGUAUAUGCUAAAGGCUUUGCAAACGAUCAAAAUAUCCCUUACAACUAUAGUAUGGAUGCAACAGCAGAAAUCCAACAGUUCGUAGAUAAUUCUGAUCAAUUUUCUGUUGAUGGGUUGCUUACAGAUUUCCCACCUACGGCAUCAGAAGCCAUUGCAUGCUUUUCACAUAACAAGGAUGCCAAGCCUUACAAAGGAAGUCCAUUGAUCAUAAGUAGAAAUGGAGCGAGUGGGAACUAUCCUGGUUGCACAGACCUUGCUUAUCAGAGAGCAGUAGAUGAUGGCGCUGACAUAAUCGAUUGCUCAGUCCAAAUGUCAAGUGAUGGAGUUGCCUUCUGCUUAGAUUCCAUAGACCUCAACUCAGGCACCAAUGCAUUGGUUCAAUUUAUGACCAAGAGUGAGACUAUCCCUGAACUGCAACCUGAAGCUGGAGUCUUCUCGUUCCAGCUCACAUGGGAGGAGAUUCAGUCCUUGAAACCCCAACUGCAAAGUCCCUACGGACCCAAGGGAGACUUGUAUAGAAACCCAGCUAAAAAGGAUGCAGGCAAACUGGUGACCCUUAAUGAAUUCCUAGAGUUCGCCAAGAAAAAGGCAACUACUGGAAUUUUGAUCGACAUUGAGAAUGCGCCAUACCUAGCAUCAAAGGCCGGUCUGGACAUUGUUGGUACCGUAAUCUCUGCCUUGAAAAAUGCCUCACUCGACAAGCAAUCGACUCAACAAGUCAUGAUCAAAUCAAAUGACACUUCAGUCCUGUCCAAAUUCGCUGAUGAGAAAACAUACAAAAGAGUGUUCAGCAUUAAGGAGCAAGUAGGUUCUGCACCAAAGCAAUCGAUUGACGAGAUCAAGAAGUUUGCAGAUGCAGUAACUGUCAGCAAAAAUUCGGUUAUUCAGUCCAACUCUUUCUUCAUCUCGGGAGAAACUGGCAUCAUCAAGGAAUUGAAGGCUGCAAAUCUUUCAGUGUACAUCCAUUACCUGAAAAACGAAUUCCUCAGUCUCAUGUUUGAUUAUCUCUCAGACCCCAUUACCGAAAUAGCUACAUAUGCUCAAGGAUUCCAUGUUGAUGGAAUUGUGACUGAUUUCCCAGGAACUGCUAGCAAAUAUAUGAAAUGUGCAUGCACUGAUCUUAACCCUCAGGCCAAUAUCCCAUAUCCAAUUUUGCCGAUUGAACCCGGUUCUCUCCUCAGCUUGCUACCCCCUGAGAAAGUGGCACCAGCAGCAGCUCCCCUACCAGCUCUCGAAGCUAGUAGCAUAGUUGACCCACCACUUCCUCCAGUGGCACCCAAAAAGGAGACCAAGCCCGACUCAGACUCCCCGUCCGGUGACAAGCCUGCUCAUGCUCCUGCACCGACCGGAAAAUCAGGCGCAUUGGCAAAUGCAGCAAACUGGGGUGUUUCUUUGGUAGCAAUAAUGGUGCUUAGCUUAUUGUCUAUGGGAAAUUAAGUGUGUGACUUUUGGUUUUUUGGUUUUUCUCUAACCUAUCUCGUAUGCCCAGUAAUAUCUCCAAGCUUCUUGUGAAAAAAACCAAAACACAUUGCACGAGUCUCUGUACAAUAUUAAUAGUAUAGUAAAUCUCUCUCAUUAUAGUA
Messenger RNA from Rosa chinensis, 2667 nucleotides. RefSeq names its product glycerophosphodiester phosphodiesterase GDPDL7. Lineage: Eukaryota; Viridiplantae; Streptophyta; Magnoliopsida; Rosales; Rosaceae. The transcript has 10 exons. Gene Ontology annotation, biological process: lipid metabolic process. The coding region runs from base 158 to 2521 and encodes 787 amino acids. Gene Ontology annotation, molecular function: glycerophosphodiester phosphodiesterase activity. The record is from RefSeq and is a predicted model, not a curated record.